Molecule: messenger RNA, 4663 nt
Organism: Podarcis muralis (Common wall lizard)
Lineage: Eukaryota; Metazoa; Chordata; Lepidosauria; Squamata; Lacertidae
Gene: ANKLE1
Product: ankyrin repeat and LEM domain containing 1
Biological process (GO): double-strand break repair via homologous recombination; resolution of meiotic recombination intermediates
Cellular component (GO): cytoplasm; nucleoplasm
Molecular function (GO): protein binding; DNA endonuclease activity
Source: RefSeq, a predicted model, not a curated record
AUGAUAGCUUGCCGCGGCGGGCGCGCGGCCCUCGGCCGGGGCUGCGCGGGCGGCUCUCCGGCCGCGUCUCGAGGCGACCCCGCCGGGCCGAGAUUCCGCCGCCGGCCGCGCGGGGAUGGAAGUAGCCGCUGCCUCCUGUGGGAAAUCUGCGCAUGUGCGGGAGGAGUGAGCAUGCGCAGAUGCGCCUCCUCGGCCCCUCGGCCGCCCUCUAGUGGCGGAAUGGAACCAGGCGCCCUGCCGCUCUCGGUCCGGCUGCGCGAGGCUCUGUCGGGCGGAGAGUGCGAGAUGGUCGAAGCCCUUCUCCAGCAGGGAGCGGACCCCAACUUGGUUCUGCCUGAGGGGAUUGCCGGCAUCCACCUUGCGGCCGGCAUGGAGCAGGAGAGUGGGAUCCGGUGCCUUGCCCUCAUCCUCCGGUACGGCGGAGACCCCAAUAUCAGGUCCGUGGACGGUCUCACCCCCUUGCAUGUGGCAGCCGCCUGGGGGUGCUACAUGUGCCUAAAUCUCUUGCUGAUGGAAGGAGGAGACCCCCACCUGAAAGACCAGGACGGGAACACUGCCAUCGACCUGGCUUUGGAGGAAGGGAACGAGAUGUGCCUCCGUAUCUUGCAAGGGUUCCUGGACGAGGCUGCAGAGGGGCAGCACCACUGGAGGAGCUACCGAAGAGAAGAAAGCUUCCUCACCACCGUGACUGAAGACACCUUGAACCCUGGGCGGUCCUUGAGGCUUUAUGACGCUUGCCCCAUCCUCUCUGGCGGAAGCUUGCGGCCUCCUCCGGAUGAGAGCCUUCAGCAUGCGAAGCCACCCACCUUCCUUUCUCGUCCUCCGAAGAGCCAAGAUAAAACUUCUUCCUUUGAGGACAGGAUCGCUUCUUCGUUCCUAACGGAGUGUUCUUUGGCUUCCAGCACUUUGUCCGAUCAGGGAGACCUCUGUGCUCAGCCGGCAGCCUCAUCCGGCUUGGGCGGCGUGCUUGGGCAGCCAGCCCCCAGUCCCUUGGCAACACGGGGUUUUCACAUCGGAGGACCUGAGCCCCUCAAACCAGAUCUUGGCACAACCCAAACUCAUUGCGUCCAGAGCACUACAGCUAAGGGGUCCCCUUUGCCUCCAGACAGCGCAUUUCCCCCUCCACUUUAAGACCGCAAGCUGAGAGCGAGCCUUGAAAUACAAAACGCUAACAGAUCCCGGGAGAUCCCCAGGCCCUCUCCCACCCAUGCAGUUGUGUCCGAAUGUGAAGCAGAUCCCAUUGCCAGCAUGCAGGAUCCCAACCUCACCUUCAACCUCUCCCAGUAUGGCAGCUUCCUAGACCCAGACCUUGUGGUGAGAGCCAUGGGCCACGAAGGGCUGGACGUCACCUCGCCCGAUCACGCCUACCUGUUCACCCGGGAGAACGCUACAGCCAUCUCGGACCUGGAAAAGACGGUCGUGGUCAAUGCGGAGUUACUGCCGAGCGGCUGUGGGAAUCUGGGCAGAGGCGCCGAACGAGCUGAAUCGUUUAGUGAAAGCUCAAGCAGUGGCCAGUAUGCCUCGUGCGACAGCGAAUGUUACGCAAGCACUACGGAAGCGCUCCGCUGCAGCGAGGCUCAGAACCAGGAGGGAAGGGAGGCCAGCUUCAGCUGUUCCACGUUCAGCUCCCACAACACUGAGAGCAACAGUUUAAUGUCAGAAUUGUCUGCCAGAGGACCGGUAAGCAGCUCCGGAGAGCCGCUUGAGGCAUUUAGCGAGAGGAAUUCUCCUGCUAGGUCUGACCGCCUGAGACAUUUGUGUGACAGAAUUGGUUGCGGGGGCUUAUUCCAACACAUGCGCUGGAAGGCAGCCUUUGGACCUGGUCUGCUUUGGAAAGGACAAACGGCCCAAGAAUGGCGGGCAGCCGGGUUUUCCCAAACGUCCCAGGUUCUUGCAAAAUGCCCUUUGCAGAAGUGGGGAAACCAAGGCACGGACUCUCCACCAUUGAGGGAAACGCAGAAGCCAAGGAUUUCUGGAGCAGAGAACGAGCACCUUUCGGAAAUUUCCUCUCCCAUCGUUGGGAGAGUUGAUACCUGGGAACAGCAAGGCAAACUAAAAGGGAAUGGGUCAUCUGAAGCUCAGGAACGGUUGAGUACAGAGGAAAGGAGAGGAUUUCACUCCACGAGCAGCAAGGAUGUGGAGGGGCACUUGUGGACUCCAGAAACGGUGCUCAUACAGAAGGCAUCUGAAGAGACGUCUUCCCCGGGGAAUGAGAGCCCUGUCCCUUCCGGGAUGGUCUGGGAUGCGGCUGAAACAAUAGCCGUCCCUCAUCAAACUCCUCCAAGCAUCAAAGAAGAGCCGGCCGGCUUGGAGGCCAAGCUGAGGUCAAUGAUGCUGGCGACCAGGGUCUGCCAUUCACCGCUGCUCCAGCCCCACCAAAGCCGGCACGUUACACCCCGAAGCAAAAGCCGCAUGAUGGCGUCGGCCACGCACAAUGCCAGCUCUUCCUCCUCCCUCUUCGACGAGACCCUGGAGGUGCCACAGCGUCCCAGGCGGAUGAGAAACCCCAGAGGGCAGGUUCCGGCCUCCGGCGAGAGGCAGGAUCGAUCCGCUGGCCCAACAAACAGCAGCCUGCAUGGUGCGGCGGGAGGCAAGAAUGGUGAACUCGAUGACACCUUAUUAAUAGGGGCUGGUCUCAGCAGCUGUGAGCCAGGCAGCUGCUCAGGGUCCCUCCCUUCGGGCGGCCCUCUCAUCAGCCCGGAUACACCAGGAAGUUCUGGGAGAGAUGUUUGCAGAGGGUAUGACCGUUCUGACACCAAAUGUGGCAGCGACCGUGUGACAGAUUCAGGGGAAGAGCUUCCCUUGAAGGAGGAGAAGCUGCCACCAGGGAAUGGUGCCCAAGAAAGCCUGGAUGCUGUGCUGCCUCGGGGUGAACCUGAGCGCCUAAGUGCCAGGCGUGGUAGGACCAAGAGGCAGGCCAAUCGCUCGCGAGUGAGCUUCAGCCGGCUGCCUGCACCGAGAGUGUCCACCUGCCCGUCCGGACGGAUGAGUCCCAUUGCCCAAGAUGUCCAGCUGUCGCCCGGUGGCCGGCCCGUGAACCUGAGCGCCACUGAGCCCGUGGAAUACCUUUACGAGGAUGAAGGGCACGCCCUCGUGGAGCGCCACAUCCCUUGCACGGACGACUCCGUGGCCAACACCACCAGCUCCGAAGACACCGUCAUCUACGACUGGCGGGCAUACACCGGUCAAGUGGCCGGGCCGGCAGAUGUGGGCGGCAGCUCUCCGCCAGCCGCUUCUGAGCUGAGCCACCUCUCAGACGAAGCACUAGUCCGGCAGCUUCGAGACUUCGGUGUCAACCCGGGUCCUGUAACGGGACUCACCAGGAAAAUUUACCUGCAGCUACUUGAGAAGCUGAUGAGUGACCCGAAGACCAAGGCCCGGAAGGGGUCUGCAGGCUACAGCCCGGAAUUGUCUUCUGCCCUGGACACUUACCAGAUCCCAGAUGGCCAGGAGGACGAGAUGGCUUUGUCCAGGCCGUUCGACCAGCCGGACAAGAGCCGCAAGUGGAGGGAGGGCCUUCUCAAGUCCAGCUUCAACUACCUGCUCCUGGAUCCCAGGGUGACCCAGAACCUGCCCUUCCGCAGCCAGUACAUCAGCCGGGCCGAGUGUUUCCGGACAUUCAUCAGCGCCAUCUUCUACGUGGGCAAGGGGAAGCGCUCCCGGCCGUACUGCCACCUCUACGAAGCCUUGACGCACUACCAGCAGAGCCGGAGGAAGCAAGGCCGACAGGCCUGCUCCAAAGUCCAGCAUAUCCUGGAAAUCUGGGCCAGCGGGCAGGGGGUCAUCUCUAUGCAUUGCUUCCAGAACGUCAUUCCGGUGGAAGCCUACACGAGAGAAGCCUGCAUGGUGGAUGCCAUUGGGCUGAAGAUGCUGACCAAUCAGAAGAAAGGGAAUUACUACGGCAUUGUGGCAGGCUGGCCUAUGAGGCGGAGGCGCUGCCUGGGUACCCACCUCCUUCACAGAGCCAUGCAGAUCUUCCUGGCAGAGGGGGAGCGGCAGCUGCGCCCCGCGGACAUCCGCACAGGCCAGUGACAGCUGCCUGGCUCGCGAGGCGUGGCCAGCACCCCACCACAUGCACCAGACACAAUGCCCAUGGCCUGGUCAAGGCGGUCGUCACAUUAUGCCCCAGGUCUUGGGCUAGGACAGGCUUCCUCAACCUCAGCCCUCCAGAUGUUUUUGGCCUACAACUCCCAUGAUCCCUAGCUAGCAGGACCAGUGGUCAGGGAUGAUGGGAAUUGUAGUCUCAAAACAUCUGGAGGGCCGAGGUUGAGGAAACCUGGGCUAGGACUUGCCUUGUUGGCUCCCCGCCCCCCUCCGGCUCGGCUAGGAGUUGGGAGUUCGUGGGGAAUGCGGAACUCCCUGCCACUGGAUUCCCCAAUGUCUCAACAGGAGAGAAGGAUCAGUGUUGGACAAGCUUGAAUUCGCUCUUGACGCACAUUGACAGAACUGAAUGUUCACCUCUCUCUUUAAACAGAGUCUCCUGUGCCCUUCUCAGAAACACGUAUAUAUGUAGCCGUCAGACAUGUGCUUUUACUGUUUUUAAUUCUGUAAUUUAUGCUUUUAUACUUUUUUUUAUAUGUAGCUUUCUCAUUCGGUCCUCCUCUUCCUUCGGAUGAUGUAGAGUUGGUGAAAAAUUAAAUGUUUUUCUAGGAUUGGGCAGAAA